Molecule: messenger RNA, 950 nt
Organism: Notechis scutatus (mainland tiger snake)
Lineage: Eukaryota; Metazoa; Chordata; Lepidosauria; Squamata; Elapidae
Source: RefSeq, a predicted model, not a curated record
CUUGCCCUGCCUGGGGAUCAAAAUCGAAAAAGCAUGGAAUUGGAAUCGACCUGUGGAAUUAAGCGAAACCUCCUGGAAAGCAGCCAGGCUGUUGACCGGGAUUACCAAGCGGCUGUUCGGCAGGACAGGGGACACUUGCUGCCAUCGUCCCAUCAACCAGAUCAGGAUAGCAAAGCUGCAACCUUCACCUUAACCAACAUCGUGCCCCAGUUUCGGGCCCUCAAUCAGGGACAAUGGAGAGAAUAUGAAGAACAUAUAAAUACAACAGGAUGCCGUGAAACAUAUAUCCUUGUGGGUUCUGUACCUGGGAAUAAUAAGAUCAAUAACAGAGUGAAUGUACCCAGUCAUAUCUGGGCUGCAGGUUGUUGUGUGCUUCAAAAAGGCAAAAGAUCCUGGGCAGUCAUUGCUAAAAAUAACGAGAAUAAUGUAGUCUAUCUUACCUUGGGGGAGCUGCAAGGACAACUUGCUAAACACUACGGGAAGAAAACAAUUGAUCUUUUCAAUAAUGCUUGUUAACUGAGCUCCCAGAGCAAAUGAAAGCAAAGUACAAACCUAACAGCUUAGUUGUUCUACAUAUGGAAGGAAUGCAGUUAAUUUUAAUUCUGGUUUGAUCUUUCUUUUUCCUGCUAAAUGUUGUGAAAUUCCAGGCUGUUUGAUUAGAUUAUGCUUCAGAUUAUUUAGCAACAGCAGAAAAUAAAUGAAUCCAAUAAUCAGGUGAAGGGCAACGUACCGACGCAUCUAAAACAGGAUCUUGUUUAUUUGAGUUUAGAGGUUGGAUGGGCUUUAUGUGAUUUCAACCCAUGCAUAAUUUGUUAAAAAAAGAAACUGCAGCGGGAAGGAACAAUUUUCAAUCCAAUGGGCUGUGUGGGAGUGAAGACGCCCUAUAGGAAUCCAAUUUGAUUUUAUGCUAUAUAACGCUUAUAUUUGCUACAAGUAGUCCUCAAGUUAUG